GAGUGCGUUGUGGGGCCGUCUCACGGUCGCGCAGGAUGUGGCGAACGGUCGUCGGAUUAUAAGACUCCCGUUGGAAACUGGCUGGAGGAGACGUCAUGCGUUACUCGGGACAAUAAAGUAAAAGAUUUUGUUUCGAAGAGGCACCGAAUGUCGUAAGAGGAUACGGUGUAAACAUCUGUCCCGAAACUCCCUUGCAGAACAGAAAUGAGUAACAGCGGGGUGCAAGGAGUCGGCUCCCGGACGGCAGGUUCGGCGGGACCGGCUGUCGGGGAAGAUGGACCCGGCACGCCGAGCAGUCCGGUAGGCUCCGCUGCGGCUCCGCUCUCCCCUGUGGAAGUCGACGAGGAGCCGCAGUCGUCGGUGGCAGAUGUCACCCAGAUGUGGAUUAAAUUCGCUAAAACGUUCCUCAUCAUUUUCCCCAUCUACGUCCUGGGAUAUUUCGAGCUCAGUUUCAGCUGGGUCCUGGUCGGACUCGCCGUGUUUUUCUGGUGGAGAAGAAACUACGGCUACAGGAAUAAUCGGAUAAACCGUGUCUUAGCAUUCCUGGAGCAUGAGGAAAGAGUCGUCAGGCAAAGUGUGCCCACUACGGAGUUGCCGCCAUGGGUUCAUUUUCCAGAUGUGGAGAGAGUGGAGUGGCUGAACAAGACGGUGAAGCAGAUGUGGCCCUUCAUCUGUCAGUUUGUGGACAAGCUGUUCAGAGAAACCAUCGAGCCAGCAGUGAAGGGGGCCAAUGCCCACCUCAGCAGCUUCUGCUUUACCAAGAUUGACAUGGGUGACAAGCCACUGAGAAUAAAUGGGGUGAAGGUGUACACCGAGAAUGUGGACAAGAGACAGAUCAUUAUGGAUCUGCAAAUCAGUUUUGUUGGGAACACAUCAAUCGACGUGGACAUCAAGAAGUACUAUUGCAGAGCUGGUAUCAAAAGUAUACAGCUUCAUGGAGUGAUGAGGGUGGUGAUGGAGCCACUGCUGGGAGACAUGCCUCUGGUUGGAGCCCUCUCUGUCUUCUUCCUCAAGAAACCUAUGCUGGACAUCAACUGGACAGGUCUCACUAACAUGCUGGACAUCCCAGGUGUCAAUGGCCUGUGUGAUAACAUCAUUCAGGACAUCAUCUACAGCUACCUGGUUCUUCCAAACCGCAUCACCAUCCCACUGGUGGGAGAUGCCCAACUAGCCCAGCUGCGCUGCCCAAUACCCAAGGGUGUGCUGCGGAUCCACUUCCAGGAGGCCCAGGACCUGCUAGGCAAGGACAAGUUCCUUGGGGGGUUGAUUAAGGGCAAGUCAGAUCCAUAUGGAGUCAUUCGGAUUGGGAACCAGCUGUUCCAGAGCAAGGUCAUCCACGAAACCGUCCACCCCAAAUGGAAGGAAGUUUAUGAGGCCCUAGUGUAUGACCAUCCAGGACAGCACCUUGAGAUUGAGCUGUUCGAUGAAGACACUGAUAAAGAUGACUUCCUGGGAAGUCUGAUGAUUGACAUGGCCGAACUCCAGAAAGAACAGGAAGUCGAUGAGUGGUUUGUCAUGGAUGACGUGGCUACAGGGAAGCUCCAUCUCAAACUGGAGUGGCUGUCUCUGCUCCCCACACCAGAGAGACUUGAUCAGGUAUUGACAGCCAUCAAAGCAGACAGGGGUCAGGCCAAUGAUGGUCUGUCAUCCGCUCUUCUAGUCGUCUUCCUGGAUUCUGCCAGGAACCUACCGCGCAAUCCAUUAGAAUUCAACCAGGCGGGGCUGAAGAAGGCCUCAGUCAGUAAGGCCAUCAAGUCAGGUAAAAAAGUGAGCAGUGACCCCAGUCCAUUUGUCCAAUUCAGGGUGGGACACAAAUCCUAUGACAGCAAGAUCAGAUACAAGACCAAUGAACCUGUCUGGGAGGAGGCCUUCACCUUCCUAAUCCACAACCCAAAGAGCCAAGAACUGGAGGUGGAGGUGAAGGAUGAGAAGCAUGACUGUUCUCUGGGCACGCUGAUGUUGCCUCUGAUUCGCCUGCUGGAGGCGGAGGACAUGACCCUAAACCAGCGCUUCCCCCUCAAGAACUCUGGACCCAGCUGCACCCUCAAGAUGAAGAUGGUCCUGAGGGUAUUGUGUUUGAACAAGACUGCUUCCUCAACCUCGGACCCCCAACCAUCCUCGGUUCAGGUGCGGAAGACAAGCACAUCCAGCUCCAACCCCACCCCCACCCCGCGGCCCUCCGUCUCCUCUGAGGCCCCCCUGUCUCCUGCCGUGGUCCCAGACAUCCCCCGCUCUGCCUCGGUGUCUGCCCAAGACCUCAACCGCAAACGUGACCCCCAGGAGCCAGUCAGCCACCUGGGAGGCUUGGACCACAAACCGGGAAGGGUAGGAGCAGGCAAUGGAAGUCUGGGCCUUGCAGAAAGUGGAAGAAGCACCUCCAACCUGGCCAUCUCAGGCUCCCAACAGUACCUGGCUGGACUGGUGGGAGGCAAGGAGCCCACGCCUAGCAUCGCAUCGGACAUCUCCAACCCCUACGCUGCGCAGGAGCUGCAGCAGAGGCUGCGCCAGUUACAGAAUGGUUCGGGUCCCAGUUAUUUUCCCUUGGGAGAGAUACAGCUGACGGUCAGGCACAGCUCCCAGAGGAACAAGCUGAUUGUGGUCGUUCACGCUUGCAGAAACCUGAUUGCGUUCACCGACCACGGCUCAGAUCCUUACGUCCGCCUCUAUCUCCUCCCUGACAAACGGAGAUCUGGGAGGAGAAAAACUCACACACACAAGAAGACCCUCAACCCCGUUUAUGACCAGAUAUUUGAGUUCAGCGUGUCCAUCGUGGAGCUCCACAGGAGGACUUUAGAUGUAGCGGUGAAGAAUGGUGGAGGCCUGCUCUCCAAACACAAAGGACUGCUGGGAAAGGUGCUGGUGGAUUUGACCUAUGAGGACAUCGCCAAAGGCUGGACACAGUGGUAUGAGCUGAGUGAGGACGGCCUGACGAAGCCUCACCAGCUGUAGAAGGACAUGAGAUUUGGUCGCUAUCAUCCAGUUCCUUUCUCCUCUACGCCCGGAGAAGAGCGCACGCUGCUAUCUGCCAUUUUCAUAUACGGUUGCACCUCACCCUACAGUAUGAUGGGUAGAAUCCAAACAAAAAUUUUUUUUUUAUUCUUUUCAUGACAUAAAAUCAUUUUCGCACAUCAGUCGCAAUGCAAUCUUUCCCUUUAAGAAAUGAUACAGUAUAACAGAAUAAAGGGAUUUUAUACAUAUAUAUAUAUAUAUAUGUGUGUGUGUGUGUGUGUGGUAUUAACAUAAAUUGCAUAAGUACACUAUUCCAUAUUUAUAGAAGAGUUUAUAAAGGACUGUAGAGAGUAAAAAAAAAAAAUCGAAAAAAUUUGCUAUUAUUGUUACAGCAUAGUUUUCUGCCUUGACCUAAUCUUCGGGGAACGACCAUGUACAACUUGUAAAUAUGUACAAUGACUAUGGACAGAAGAGAUGGUAUAUUCUAGAAAGAGGUGUAUUCUAUUCCUCGGUCAAAAUGACCAUUUGUAAUUUUUUUUUUGCUUUUUUUUUUAAAACAUUCUUAUCAAAUUUUCUGAUGCUGACGGCACACAUGUUGCGUUUCGUGGGCUGCUUGCUUUGAAAGGCUGCAGGGGAAAAAAAGGCCAAAGAGAUGGGUUUUAGAUUUAACCACCCACGUGGAUUUUGAUAAACCUUUACAACAGCUGUGUUUCAUGGUGUUGACCAGUGUGCCAAACCGGACGUGUUAGAAAGUGUUGUUAUUACGUGAUAUCGUUGUGUUAGCGCCUGUGGAAGUGUAAUUGAAAAUGGUAUCAGUUUUGGCAUGGUAGACAAUUGGUUUUGCUAACACCGAGCUAACGGUACUGUGUAUUAAAAGUACUUCAUCACGGGUAAAUAUGCUGGUUAAUACAAUGUACUGGAGCUACUGUAAAGUGUAUUGUUACCUGAGCUUUUUUUUUAAUCGAUUUGUAUGAAUGUUUGCACAUCUCUCGUGUUUUUUUUUACAUCUCUUAAAUAUUAUUUGUAUUCUUAGUCACAACUUAAAGAUUGUUUUAUUACUGAGUGAAAAAUCUGUCCUAACAAGUAAUCUCUGCUCAUAUGAAGAAUCCGACAAGCUGGGGAGAUGUACUUGUUUCAGCACCGUUCUGUCUUGUCUCCAGAGUUCUGCAUCAGAUGACGCUGCCUCAAAGCAAGAUCAUUUCACUUGUUUUGAAGGAGCGCCAUUUAAUCCAGGGCCUCAGUUGUGUUAUCACAACUGAAUAUCAUCUCACCACGGGAAGAUGUUGUCAUUUGUCAUUUCGUUCUUUGGAGGUAAAAUUUUCGGAUUGAAUGUGAGAUGAAAUUACUUGUUGAAACUGUAAUGUUGUGUUGUGUAGUGUCCCCCCCCCCCUCAUGUUUGGUUGAAAUCCAUCUAAAAAGAUGUGCAGCAUGGUCGGAAGCCCGGGAAGGGAAGCACGCCAGUCUUAACUCCUAUGCUCUUAGCCAGGAUGUGUCACUUAAAAUGCAGCUGUUUUUCCAGCUCGAGGCUAAACACGCCUGUGUCACCUUGUAACGCAACAAGCAUUCAUCACACUACUUAGCGUUUUGUUUUUAUCAUUUCAUCAUCUUAGUGGGGGGGGGGGGAUGUUGUCUUGCCGCCCGGUUGGGUUUGCAGGGUCAGGUUAGGGGUAACUGCCUUGCUCGAGGGUAAGGCCCAACACAUAUUGACAUAUGGCAUAUAUAAACACACACGUCGACACAUAUCCUCUUUUUGAGAGUGUACAUGUGGUGUACUACUCAACACUUUGCAGCAUUUACACUCAGCCUACACAGCUUGUACAUUUCACUGCACUUGUUCAGAAAGAAAAGAUGAUAUAAAAAAAUAAAACAUGCACACAUGGCAGUGCCACAGAAUUUGGGUCAAAGGGGAUUCACAGAGGUGGUUCCGUCACUUAAACGCGCCACACGGUCAUGCAGAAGUAGCUCUGUGGUAUUAGACUCAUCAGCGGUGUGUUUGUUUUGCCUCAGCGGAGCAAUGCUGGCAGCGUCUGUAACUCUUCUGAGUCCUAGAAAUUUGAGGUUUGAUGAUGGGGUCACCCAUCAUCAAACCCCCCCCCCCCAACUAGGCAGUGAGGAUUUAAACUUAGAUAAACAAUGGUAGCGGCGGUGUCGCACUCGCAUCCAUACCACUGAAGUAUUUUAUAUUUGUGUAGACUGCCGUCAUUGCGCAUGCGUCAUCCUGCAACCUCUGGUGUCCUUGUGGUUAUUUUACCGUUACGUGUUAUCCAUCUCUUGUUGUUUCGUCCUGUCGCCUGUAAUAUUUCUUCUUUUUUGUAAGAAUGUUAAAAGGGUCUAGGUCUGUGUAAGCCAUUGGAAUGAGAGCCGCGUCUCCGAGGUUCAGUACCUAUUUUUGAACGGCGGUUUGUCUUCUCCGUCUUCUUAAUUUAUCUUGUGCCUUAAAACCCACACGACCCAGAUAUUUACGUGUAUCAAACCAAGAAAAGAAAAAAGCUUAAUGUUUCCAUGUUUGAAAAUGUUUUCUUCAGUGUCUUUUAAAACGAUUAAAGCGCUUUUGCUGGACAAGAA
Lampris incognitus (smalleye Pacific opah) is the source of this 5514-nucleotide messenger RNA. RefSeq names its product extended synaptotagmin-2-like. The transcript has 24 exons. Gene Ontology annotation, biological process: lipid transport. Gene Ontology annotation, molecular function: lipid binding. Bases 205 to 2949 code for a protein of 914 amino acids. Lineage: Eukaryota; Metazoa; Chordata; Actinopteri; Lampriformes; Lampridae. The record is from RefSeq and is a predicted model, not a curated record.